Acanthosepion pharaonis is the source of this 591-nucleotide messenger RNA. Lineage: Eukaryota; Metazoa; Mollusca; Cephalopoda; Sepiida; Sepiidae. The record is from the annotation of a GenBank genome assembly.
AUGUCACUUUUUCUCAUCUCACCAAUUACUGCUUCCGUAGCCUCCGCCAUAUGGUCCAGUACCACGCUGUGUGUAACCGCCGCGACCUCGGGUGGGGCCACCCCCGGUACCAUUUCCAUACCCGGAGCCAAAACUGCCAUAGCCAUCACCACCAUAACCAUCAUAGCCGUAACCACCCCCGGGGCCACCGCCAUAACUACCAUCAUUGUAGCUGGGACCUGGAGGACCGCCGUAUCCUCCCCAGGGUGCACCAUAGCUACCGCCGCUAUAGGAAGGACCAUAAGCUCCUCUCAUGCCACGGCCACUGCUACUGCCACCUCUACCACCCCUCAUGCCACCAGAACCCAUCAUACCCUGGCUAACGAUCAUCUGUCUUUUUUUUGUUCUAUUUCUCUUUCAACCUUCUUCUCGCAGUCUUUUUUUUUAUUUCGCUUUCAUUCACUCCUUGCCUAUUCCUACUCAUAUUUCUCUUCUCUUCAUUUCUUUCUGUUUUCCUCUCCUUUCAUUGUUUUAAUUUCUUUUUCUGAUAUUCAUCUCUUUUCUUCCCCAUUUUUUUUAUUUAUCUCUCUUUUUUUAACUAUCUCUUUCUAA